Cinara cedri is the source of this 13513-nucleotide messenger RNA. The record is from the annotation of a GenBank genome assembly. Lineage: Eukaryota; Metazoa; Arthropoda; Insecta; Hemiptera; Aphididae.
UUCGUUUAAGUGAUUUUUGAAACCAUUUGAAUUAAAUAGAAGAAUAAGAAGAGAGUUGCUUGUGGAUGAAGACAUUAAUUUUUUUCCAGGAGUUUUGAAAUUACUUGGGUGAGUAGACAGAUUAGUGGGUUUAUAAGUAAUUUAAAUUCAUCAAGGAAUUUGUUUAUGUCGGAUAUCGGAGGGGAGACUUUGUUAUUUGAGUGAGAACCAGAGGUAACUUGAGCGUAGGUUUGGGACGCGUCUAAGGGGUGAUUAACAGGGAUUACCACUGAGUGACUAACCUACACAUUUUUUUUAUGACUGAUAUUAUCCGACAGAAAAUUGUUUUUUUUUUGGUUUAUUUCGAUUUUGAAGAUCCUUGUAUACAGAGCAGCCUUUGUAGUUAGAGGGGUGAUUAUCGGAGCAGAGGGCACAUCUUGGAGUAGCAUCCCGUGGGUUUGGACAGGCCGAAGAUGAGUGGUUUGAGCCGCAGCGGACACAGCGAGCUGGAUAGCCGCAGUAGGAUUUAGUAUGUCCGUACUCUUGACAAUUGAUACAUUGACUUAUAGUUUUGGAUUUAUAAGGUUCUUCAACUUUUAUUUUCGUGUGGAUGGGAGAAGUCAACUUAUAGAUAUCGUUUGAAUCGAUCGUUGGUUCAAGGUCCACAAAAAAUAGAGGGAGUUUAUUGGUUUUAUGUAAUACGCUUGUUACUUGACGGACUUCAAAUAAUCGCAGCUCAAGCUCGGAUUUGAUAAGUGGAUAAGUAAUUUGGACGUGGACGGGUGGAGAUUGCGAAUGACAACUGGUGUAGGUUUGUCUUCUUUGAGCUGAUAAGUGAUAUUCAGCAUUUUAAUUUUUGAGGAAGUGGAUCAGUGUUCUGUAUGAAGUUGGAUUAGUUGUCAUAAUUUUUAGGCGGUCAGUUGAGGAUUUACAAGAGAAAUUAUCUACACCGAUUUGCUCAAUAAGUUCUGAGUAAAGUGCUGGAAAACUGAUUACACCUUUUACAAAAACUGGUGGGGGUAGGGCUGGCUUGAUACCAACAUUGAUGUUCCCCUCUGGGUUUGACUCGGGAAGAGGCAGCUGAGUAGAAUCUGAUAAAACGGUAUUCUCUGGUUCGUCUUGUGAGAGUACUUCAAAUCGAUUAGACGUAAAAAAUAUUUUUUUAUUGUUUUGUUGUAUUUUAGGCGAGUUUUGAUCUGAAGAAGAAGAGGAGGAGAGGUUUCUUUUAGCACUAUUGCUUAUUGGUACCUGAGACCAGUUGGCUGAUGAAGAAGAAUCCAUGCUGGUAGAGACUAAGUUUCCGUCUAAGCGAUUCGUAUUGACUGAAGUUGAGACUUUGUUUAGGUUAGCAGUCUGUAUAUUGCUUAGGCGAGCAGUCUGUAUAUUGACAGAGUCCUUAAUAUUGGUGGCGGCUAAUUUUGAUUUUAUAUUUUUGGAUGAAGAUUGAGACAUAAUUAUUGUUGCGAUAAAGUCGCGGUCGCUGCCGCUGCAGCGGUAUGCGAUAAGACAGCUCGCGAGCUGUUGAUGACGAAUACGUAAUGUUGUCUAUGUUAAUUAACGUAGACGUUUUAGUAAAAUGUAUAUAAUAGGUACAUAGACCAACAUGCGAAAAAAAUUUUUUAUUAAUUAUAAAUAAUUUAUUAUUAUAAACAGAGAUAAGAUAGUAGAGCGCACUAAACGAAGCACUACCAGUCACAUCGGAUGCAACUGAUCGAAUUUUUUUUUUAAAAUUUAAUAAGUAUUUCUCAUCAUUUGAGCAUCAACAAAGUUGAAACAUCUAUUGUCUAUAUUCUAUUUUACCAUCAAAAAUUAUUUUUUACCAAUCCACCACACACAACACACUAGCUAGAUCCUUCUUGGUUGAAUACCACUCAGAUCAAAAAGUUAUUUAUUAAACAGUGUCUAGAUGCCUCACAAUUACAUUGAUGACGACUUUAAUGACAUAAAUUUGAUUAAACAUAUUGCUUCCAAAAAAAAUUGUUACCUAUUAAAAAUAUUUCUUGACAAUUAAGACCUUAAUCUGAAAAUAUGUUGACAUAUUUCUUAUAUUUUGAUUUGCCUCUCUAUAAGUGUAACUAAAUUAUUAAACAAAACAAUGAAAUAUAGAUACAUGUUGAUAAAUCAAUAAUUUCACUUUUGGUUUUUAUCUGUGGCAAUUAUAAUUUCUUCCUCUUAAUUUUUGAAAUUGUGUUUAUGUGUAUUUGGAGUACUUGAUGUUGUUUUUUGGUAACUAAAUGGAUACACAUAACAUAAAAUACAACAAAACAACAUAAGUAAACUUACUAAAUUUUAAUAACUAGUUUAUUAGAAUAAAAACUGUGAAGUGGAGAUGUAAUAUUCAAUAAAUAAUGAAAGUACUCAUCUGUCUUAUUUUGACUGAAUAGAAAAUAUGUAUCUAAACCAUGGAUGAGUAAUAAUUAUAAUCGCAAAACCUAAAUCUCACCAAAAAAUUACAGUGCUUUAAACCAUAGACAUAUUAUAAAAAAUAUUUUUAAGAUAUAUUAUUAAUAUAUCUAUACUUGGAAAUUGUUCCUGAUUUCAUUUUUCAGGCAUUUAUUGGGAACGGAUCAAGAAAGGAAUGUGUUCGAAUUUGGUACUUUUAUUGGAGGAAAGUUAAUAAUUUUUUUUUUUUAAAUAAUAAACUAUAUAAAAUUCAAUAAAUAUAUAGAGUUAUAAUUAUAUUUUGGUGUUGACAUUUUUAACAUUUGUCGACUAGUUUGGAAUACCUAAUCAAAAUAUUUAAAAUAUAUUUAAGUCUUUCUAUUGAAAAGUUAAUGUUAAAACUAUUACAAUUAAUAGAUAAAUUAAUAUAGACUAUAGCACCAUAGAUUAAAUAAAGUACAAUACUGUCCACAUAAGUAAAAAUAUACUGUAUCCAAUAUCUCAAUAUAUAAGGCAUAUUUUUGAAGUAUUUUUCAGAACCUAAUUGUACCGUUUAAAUCGUGACGAAUUAAUUAUUAAUCAAAAUUCGGUGACAGUUCACUUUGAUAAACGUCCAUUUAAAUCUAAUUAUCUAAUCUAUCUAUUAUGAUUUAGGCUGGCCGCACACCAAAAGAGCAAAACUGCUUAAAGUUUUAAUUAAGUUUUAAUUAGGCAGUAUUAAUCAGCCUAACAUAGUUUUGUUAAAAAUAUAACAAAAGGAAUUACGCUGCAUACGCACAUUCAUAAAACAAAAACGAAACGAAAACAUUUUUGAUUUAAACACCAUCAGUCAUGACAGAUACUGUCUGAAGAGUACAUUUUUCGCUAGUCACAACUAGACAAGAAAUACAAUUCGUAUUUUUCGUGUUUCGUAUACCGUAUUCAUUUCGAAUAAUUUUUAUAUGAACCUAUACUAACAUACCUAAAGACAGGAUUUAAUUGAUAUUCCAAAUUAUUUGGAAUAAAGAUAAAUCAAAUCUAAUUAAAUAUACAACGGACUAAAAAUAUAUAUAUAUAUAUAUAUAUAUAUAGCUUAUCUACACUUGAAUAAUUUAAAUGCUUACAAAAGGUUGAAAUUAAAAAUAAUAAUAAUUUUAAACUUAAUUAAAUAGUAUAUAUUUGUAUCAUAGUAAAUAUUCAAAAUGUCGAUUUAUUAUAUUUCGUUUGUUCAAAAUUGUGUCGGAAUUAUAACUCAGAAUUCGCACGUUCUUUCAAAUUAAUCAAUUUUUGUUCAAGAUAUCGACGUUCAAACUUCCAAAUUUUUUAAUUCUCCAUUUUCUAAUUAAAAACAAUGAUAAGAAAUGUACAAGUUAAUAAUUAGUAGAGAUUCAGGCGAUUCGGCUGGAAUACAUUUAGUUGUUUUAUUAUAGCCUCCCGAAUGCGCGGCGCGCCAGGCAUACAAAUCUUACCGCGUAACACCAAUCAGACGGCGCGUCAACUGUACCGCGUUGUACCACUCCACGCGACGCGCAACCCCAUAGGUCAAUUAAAUCCAUGUGUGAAUUAAAAUUAUUGCGAGUGGCACACUGCCAAUUUAUUAUCCGUUAACCAGAAUACCAGACAAAUACUGCAAACUUCAAAUUUUCAACCAACAAAAUAAAAAUUUGAUAAGAGAACUAAAAACUUUAAUUGUUUAUUAUCAAUACAAAUAUGGGUAUUAUAGUAUUAAGCAUAUAAUAUAAAUAAUAUAAUAAUAUAAUUACAGUAUUUUGUAAUCUGAACAUGUGCAAUAUAUUUAUUUGAACAUUUAAAUCAAUCAGGAAAUUUGUAUUUGUAUUAUAUUAUCUAAAAAAAACUUUGUGGUAACUUGUCAAUAUUCUUACAAAUAAUCAUAAUUCAUAGACCCAUUUUGUAAUUUAUUAGAUUAUUAUAAUAACAAUAUUUUUUAUAAAACUAAUAAAGAUAAACAAUAAUAUACCUUACCUGUACAUUAAAAUAAACAGAUAAAAUGUUAUCACCAUUCACCCAUAUUGACCAUAUUCCAUGACCUAUGUAAGUAAACUGUUAUGUAACAUAAUACAUAUCGCAUAUGACUAAGUGCUUUACAAGGUUAAUGUACUAGUUAACACUAUGAUUUAUCUUAGAUUAUUGUUAAUUGUUAUUCAUAUAAAACCUAGUUAAUAAAUCAUCAUUAAUAUUUUUUUGUUUUGUACAAGUUAAAUAUUACUAUUUCAAAUAUUUCUCAUUUUUUUUAGUGCACUAAUAUCACAAUUACAGUUUUUGAUCGAUUAUUUAAAGUAUAAUUACAAUUUUAUCCUUGAUUAUUCAUUAUAUUACGUUUUAAUACAGGCUAUUAUUAGUAUAAGGUAGAGUUGUAUUAUUUUGUAUCAUUUAAAACUUAGGUAGUCCACUAUUUUAUUUAUAUGUAAUACAUUUAUUGGUAUUUGCUUUUAAUUAUUAAAUAAUAUCUAUAAUAAAAAAUAAUCUAUAUUUGAUUAUUAUGAUUUAAAUUGGUACAUUUUUUUUUAUGUUUUGCUUUAAACAAGUUAUUAUUAGUAAAUUAAUCAAAAUGAUUGAGAUUAAUAUCAAUAUUGUUAUCUUAAUGACUCCAUUUAUUAAAAAUAAAUAAAUUAUUAUUUAUUUAUAACCUAAACAGACAACAAUUAACCCAUUUAUAUACUAGAAUAAAAUGGUAUUUAUUUCUUAUUUUUCUUGUUCCUAUUCAUUUCGAUUAUUGAAAACCAUCUUAGCAAGCUAUGUUCUUAGGUUUUACAGUCAUGAUAUAUUUCUCUUGCUAGAUCCUCUUUUUUUCCUAGGACUUCCUAGUAAUAUGGAUUUAAGUAAAGGGGAUCUAUUAUAUUUUCACAUUUAUUCUCUGGUUAUAUUUAUUUAUUAUAAAUCUAUUUAAGUAAGGCUAACUAAUCACUAUUUUUAAAUAACUUUUUAGUUGAAUUAUGUCGUGGAUAACAAUAUCUUUAUGUUUGUGUAUUUAUGGCGUUUUAAAAGAGUUCCGUCCAUCAGAGUCUUAUGUAAUUCCUUAUUUGUUAAGUUCACGGAUGAAUUUUACUGAACAACAAGUAAGAAAUAAUUUGCAAUCAUUUAUGUGUAGAUACUAAGAACAUUUUUAUUUGUGUGUUGUAAUUUUAUUAAAUGUCAAUAAAAAUUAAUAAUUAAAAAUGAGUUUUUGACAAGUUGUUUAGUAAAAAACCCAACAACUAAAUUUAAAGAUUUCAUCAUUAAUUUAUAAACUAUAAGUAUAGAAUCAAAAAACAUAAAUCAAUACAAUUAUUAUUGAAUAAAAUCAAUUAAUUUCUUACUAUGUCCCAAAUUUAAAGUAAAAAAUUACACAUAACCAAUUUUAUUUACUUAUAUUUAUGUAUUUAUUUUUUAAUUAUAUGUAUUAUAAAACUUUUUCAAGAUUAAAAAGGUAAAAUAGAUUAAACAAGUAAAAAACAUUAUCUACUUGAAAAUUAAAAGUAUUAUUCUGAAUACAACUGUAGUAACAAUAAAUAUUGUAUUUAUUUUUAGGUUAAUAAUGUAAUACUGCCCAUUGGUAUUUAUGCUUCGAUGAUAUCUAUGAUAAUUGUGUCUUUAACAACUGAUUUGCUAAGGUAUAAAAUUGUAAUUGUUAUUCAAGCAAUGUGUGGUGUUGCUGUUUAUGCAAUAUUAUCUUUAUGUACAAGUUUCAUAUCUGUUGUAGUAAGUAUUACAAUUUUAAAUAAGCUUAAAGUUGUUUUAGUUUAAUACUCAAUAAAAUAUUGAAUGUAAAAUAAUAUAAACAAAAAAUAAAGUUAGAAAAAAUAAAUAUAUGUUUUUAAACUGGUUUAAGCCUAGAAUGCUGAAAACUGUAUGUAUAUAAAAUAUAUAGUGUAAGGUAGUAUAUACUUAAAAAAUAUAAUAACUAUUUCUAUUGAAUAUUUUUAAGUUUUUUUAAAAAAAUUAUUGUUUCAUCUUGGUGCUAUAAUUUACAUAUCCUCUUCUUUUAGUUAAAUUUUAAUGCUAAAUAAAAAAAAAAAAAAGCGGUCCUACUAAAAUGAGGAUAGGUGUAGCUGAGAAGUUAGGAAGGCAGAAGAGGGGAAAUUUAAUGUAUAUCUGUGUGCAAUAAAUUAACCAUUGCUAAUGAAAAAACAAUUUUUUGUGAAGUUCAGUUGAUAGUGUUACUUUGUCAACAACAUAUAUGUCAUAUUAUGGUUAAAUAAUUACAUAUGCAUUAUACAUUCAAUAUAGUUCCUAUUUUCCUUUUUUUUCCUACGUUUUAUCCCAUUUAUUAGGAAAACUGGGCAAAUCAAAAAAUGAACUUCCUAAAGUACCAUCCCAAUCAGAUUUCCUUUCAGAUAAAGUGCUAUCAUUGUAAAUCUGAGCAAAAUUUCUGGUAGAAAAAAAUUAAGAACAUGUUUGACAAUUUUUGAAAUAAGUUUUCUUAAAUUACAUUUCACAAAAAAGAACAUAUUGGUAAAUUAAAUAUUUUCACUAUUGGUUAUUUAAUUUUCUUUCUGACCGAUUAAAUUUUGAAUUUCAGUUGUCCAUUUUCUUUGGUUUUCUCGUCUUCUUUUUUAUUUUAAAGUUCAUUUAAUAUCUUCGGAUUUCAAAAAGCCAAUUUCAUCUUUUAGUAAACCAAUUGAUUCUAUAUAUAUAAAUUAGCUGGAAAGCGAUGUGUGAUAACAUUAUCUAAUAAACUACAGAAAUUACGACAAUGCCUAGGUAAUGAUAUAAUUUUCUUACUGUAUUAGAAAUUGUCAUAAUUUCCUAAGAAUUGUCAUCAUUCUCUAAACUGUUAAGUAUUUCAGUAACAUGUAUAUACAGAAAAAUAUCAAAACAAAGCUUAAAUACUUGUGUGUGAAUAUGACUAGAUUCGAUUUAAAAAAAAUUAUCAUGGGUAAUAUGUUUUAUUACAUAGAACAGGUGAAAGACACUUUUUUCUUUAUAAUACUUGUAUAUUUAUUUAUUUGUUUUACUUUUAUACCUAAAUUUAUUUUUAGGACACUGUUAGUAAUUCUCUCUGGACUAAAUAAGUUCAAACUCAGGAAACAUUUUUUUUAUUAAUGGGUAGGAAUAAAAUUUUAUUUAAAUUUAGCUAUUUAGAUGUUAUUUUUAACUGUAUUAACAGAAGUCUACAGCUAUAUUUUUUUUUUUUUUUUUUUCUUAACAUUUUAUAUUUGUGAUGUAAAUUGAUACUUAUUAGAAUAAAUUAUUUUUGUCUUAUAACUAUAAUAAAAUUAUUUGUUUUGAUUUUUAGGCAGUUGAAAUUUUGUAUGGCAUUUUUGUAGCUACAGAAGUUGCAUACUACACUUAUACAUAUGCUGUCGUGAAUGUAAAAUAUUACCAGAAAGUUACAAGUUACACAAGAGCAGCAUUUCUUGUAGGACGUUUCUUUUCAGGGUUUAUGGCUCAGAUAUUUAUAUCCACAGAACUAGUUGAUACAUACCAAUUAAAUUUUUUUACGUUAGGAAGUAAGUAGAUUUAUUUUAGAAAUGUAGAAAUGCUAUUUACCAAUUGCAUAAAUUUAUUAUGUAUUUCAGGUUUGAUGGCUGCAACAAUUUGGACUUGUGUUUUACCAUCUGUAAAAAAAAAUGAUGAAUCAACAUCAGAAAUUCAGAAAAUGAAUGUAAUGAGUACUACAAUAGAAACUAAUAAUGAGUGGGAAUAUGAUGAACCACUUGAAUAUACUAAAGAAGUAAAAUCAAUAUUAAAAAUAAUUUUUUUCCAUUCAUAAUUGAAUAUUUAGAAAUAUUUUAGAAUAAAAAAAUAUCAUGGAAAUAUAUAAGGACUAGAUGUAAUGAAUAUAAAAAUAUAUACGUUUUGAAAUGGUCAUUUUGGGUCAUAACUGCAACCUGUUGUUUUCAUCAAGUAAAAAUAUGAAUUUACAAUAAUAAAUAAAUUAUAACUUUACCAAUAAUAUUAAAUAUUACUAUUUUUUAGGUUACAUUUUAUAUUCAAUCUUUGUGGGAAUCGUUAAGUCGUAAUAAGUGUAUUCAUGAUGUUUGUUCAACAACUUCAGAAUGGAAUGGAGCAGUUGAUGCUGUUUACACAAUAAUAAGUAAAUUUUAAUUAAUUAAAUCAUUUGAGAUGUGGGUAUCAAGUAUUUUGUAUCGUAGAUAUUGAAGUAGGUACGUAAUUCUUGAUAUAAAUUGAUAUAGUGAGUCAUUUUUUUUUCUUCUUCACUUUCACCUUCAUGUCAACUAUUUGGGAUUAGCCACCAUCAUCCCUAAACUUCCACUUAACUCUAUCCCCCACAUCGUUCUCACAUACACCUACCAUUCUCAUAACAUUCUCAAAUGCAUCUAACCACUUCUUUCGGUCGUCUUCUUCCACUCUUUCAUCCUAAGUCUGUUUUCAUUACAAUUCUUACUGCUUUUGAUUAAUAUACAGAAUUAUUCACUAAGUGUGCUUACCCCAUUUUAUUGAUUAAAUUUUGCAUAUAUUCAAACACCAAAUGUAUUAUGACUAAUACUAUUUAUUGCAUUUUUAAUAUAGGUUCUUAUUCAAAAAACAAUAGUUGAUAUCACACAGGAUGCACUGACUAAUGCAUUGUUCUAGUUCUAUUCAUGUUUAUUGUAGUACGUUAUGGUCAAUAAAAGAAAAUUAAAAUUAGAAAUUACCUUGACAUACAAAAUGACUACAACUCAACUAGUAGAUAAGCUAAAGUAACUGAUUGAUUUUUUCAUAAAUGUUAAUUUUUAAAAUGUAUUUAAUUAAGUACAAUUUCUCCUUCUAAAUAUUGGACACCUCUGUAAAGCAAACAGAAUAUUAGCUACUAAGAUUAUAAUUAAUUCAAUUGUAUGGAUCAUAUUUUUUAUAGUGCGUACAACAUUAACCAAAUUAUUUAUUUAAAAAUAAUAAUAAAUGAAAUCUGAUUGAAAUUUUAAGUUACAAGGUUUUGACGUUAGCUGUCAAUAUGCAAAAUUUAACCAAAAACGUUGGGUGAGUAUGCUCAGUGAAUCAUCCUGUAUAUUGAGUAAUAGGUAUAUGAAAUAUUUAAUGACUUUUUUUUAUUAGUAUUGACUGUAAAUCAUAUAAGAAGUUAAUAUAAGUUUAAAUACUUAAAUUAUGUUAACUCAUAAUUGUGUAAUCACUAUGAAAAGAUAUUUAAUGAAAUUAUAUUUUAUUUAUAAAACUUGAAUCAAAAAUAAAAAUAAAAAUUGAAUUAACAUUUUAUAUUUCUUAUUUACAUAAAUAAUUGUAAUUUAUUUUUAUAGUGUUAUUAAAUGUAUAAGCAAAUAUGAAGAAGACAAAUAAUUUAUCGAUUUGGUGUUAGGUACAAUUGUUACAUUUACAUGCGGAUCAAUAAAAUUGAAUAUGACUAAAUAUAGCAAUGUACUUAUCAUGAUCACUUCGGUUCUUCAGUGUGUGAGCCUAUAUACUUCAACUAUAUACAACACAAUUUAUAUAUCUUACAUCAAUUACAUUAUUUACUGCACAAUUUAUCAAGGAAUGAUGACUAUUGCUAGGUGAGUUAUAAAUAAAAUAAAUCAUUAAUUUUAAUGUUUGUCAUACCCAGGAUUGAUUAAAAAUAAGAAAUGUUGCAAUAGUAAAUAAUUAAAAUGCGUCUUCAAUAUUUUUACAUGAAUAAAAUUGUGUUCGUGUUGUGAUUUAGCUCAUUACAUAUUUUUUUUCCAAUUAAUAAUAUUCUCUGAUAAACUAUAAAGAACCAUGUUGCAUAUAAGUUCAAUGGAAAUUGCAGGAAAAAAGUUAGCACUAUUAUAUGAUUAUUUGAACGUCUUCGUAUGAACUUAUUUAGUAACUAUUUUUUAAUACAUUUUUCGUUUGUAAAUAAGGACCUGUUGUCCAAAAAAUACUUUGUUGUAAUUACACUACUUUAAAAAUAUAAAACAAAUAUGUUUUACUUUGUAUAUCCAAAUUUGUUCAUAAUUUUGAUUUUGUUGUCGAUGUUGUUUAGAUAUUUUGUUUAUAUGAUGUUGAAUAACUAAUUUUCAUUUUGUCAAGUACUUUAAUUCAAAUUACUACUGCCACAUGUGUUAGACUAGUUGUCUAUGAAAGAUUCAGAGCGGAGAAUUCAAUAAAACAAAAGAUUAAUAUUAGAAUUCAGAUUAAUUAAAAAUACUAAGGUUCUACAAAAACUACAGUUGUACUAAACAAUUUACUGCCUUCUCAAUUGAAUACAAUAGCACUGGCAAAAAAAAAUUGGUACCAUUAAAUUUCCUAUUGCCACAUUGUAUUGUUUACAUUAUGCUUGUUUAUAUUAUACAUAUACAAUGUAUAUACUUAUAGUAAGAAUAAGUGUAUAUUAAUAAAUUAUAUUGAACAAAAUAUAUAUAUGUAAUUUAGAUAUAAGUUGGGUUAUGUUUAAAUGAUUUGACAUUUUGUGUAUUUUACAAUUUCAUUAAAAUUUAAAAGUUAAAUGCUUAAAAAAAAAAACAAAUACCUACAUUACAUUCAACUUUUCUUGAUCACAAAGUGCAAUUUAUUUUAAACCUCCUGUUAAAUUCCUGAGAAUUUUCAUUGAAUCAAUACAAUUUUAUCCGUAUUUAACUAAAUAAAAAUUAAAAAUAUAUGGACAUACAUCACACAAUGGGUGGGCCAUUUUUGUAGGUGGUUGUAAAGGUAGGAUAUAGAGGGGAAUUUCAUGUAUAUCUGUAUGCAAUGAUUAAUCUUUGCUAACGAAAAAUAAUACUGAAUAAAAUUUGGUUGCACAUGUUUUAAAAGGCCGUAAUAUUUACGAUUUGAAAAUAAUAUAUUUUGUAUAUUUUCCUGUUUUUCCUAACUAUUUUCCCAGUUUUUCUCAUUUAUUAUGAAAACUCCUGGGAAAAUCGAAAAAUUACCUUCUUAAAGUACCUCCCCAGAUCUAACCUGUUUUAGAAAAAUUGUAUAUAUAUCCUUGUGAACAAAUACAUUCUUUGCUCCACUCAGAAUCUAAAAUACUCAAAAAUUACAAAUGGCUGUUAUUAGCCAAAAUGUUUUGAAAUGGCUAAUAUAAGUAUUAGUAUUAGUAUUCAGUUUAAAUUUCCAGAUCUGUUUUUAACUGAAUUGUACUACAAAUCAAAAAUAAUAGAAACCAUUCUUGGAUACAUUUUUUUCCGUUUUUCCCAAUUAUUAGAAAAUAGAUAACUAAAAAUUGACUUCCAUAAUGCACCAACCAGACAUGUCACCAAAGAGGGGGGGAUUCGUGAAUUGAAAUUUGCUUUGGAAUAGGUUUCUUGUAAACAAAUUGUUCACAAAUUAAAAAAAAUAUGUAUUAAAUACCAUCACAUUUUUCGCUUUGCUUAAAAUCGGAAAAAAGUUGAUAAUUUUUGACAGUUUUAUGGUUAAAACUAAAAUAUUAUUCCAGGUAUUUAUUACUAGUGAAUACAUUAAAUUUGUUAUAUAUAAUAUAAAUUGUUUCAAAGACUAAGAUUAUUUACCUACAUUUGUUUUAUACAGAAUUAAAUGGUUAAAGUAAAAAGAAUUAGUAAUUGAAUUUAUAUUAUGUAAGUGUAUGAAGCAUGUUCGCUUGGUGAAUAAAAUAUUUUAACGGAAUUAAAAAUUUAAAACAAACCUUUGGAAGAUUAUAACAAUUCUUGUGGUGUCUUCUGGAUAAUGCUAAUAGGCUAAGUCACAACUAUAACACAAGCCACUUAAUGUAUACAAAUAUUAGGGUAGCAAUUCAUCUAAUACUGUUAUAGAAAUUAAAACUCAAUUAUUUUUUAAUUUUGUGAUACAGCUCAGAAAUAGCGAAGUGUGUCAAUAAAGAUAAACAUGGAUUUGUAUUUGGUGUAAAUAAUUUGUUAGCUGUAACUUUACAAUCUUUAGCUACAUUUUUCAUGAAUAUGUAUAGCUUGUCUAUAUCCUCUAUUGUUUGGGUAAAUACAUAGUUUAAGUUUAAUCAAUUUUGUAAAUUAUUAACGAUAUGUAUAUUUGUUUUUCUAGUUUCAAUUAUGUGCCAUAUUUUGCUUAUUAAUUGGGGUAUUUUAUUUAUUUAUCACAAUUAAACAACUUGUCAAGAAGUAAUUUGGAAGAUCACAAAUGUAUAAUAUAUAUCCUUUAUAUAUUUACAUUAGGAUUGUCCAUAUCAUAUAGAUGGGCAAUUUUUCUUUCCAUUUUUGAACAAGCUACUCUCAGAAUUUGUUUAAAACUAUAAAGAAAUAAUUUCUGUUAAAUUGCAUGAACAUUGGUCAGUCCCAAAGCUGGACAAGUAACUCAACUUAAGUAACUAAGUAAAUUUUUUUUACAAUUUUGAAAAAUUAAUAUGUAUAAUAGGCAAAAAGGUCAAAAAUAAAUUAUUGUUUAAAUUAAAUUAACUGUAUUAAUUAACUCCUCUACCCACAAAAUACCAACAAACUUUUCAUAUUUUAAAAUAUAAAUGAAUUAUGAAAUGAAAAAACCAUAAACAACAAUUUUAUAAAAAAAUUUAUUAUGACAUACAUAUUUUAAGUGUUAUAUAUAUAUUUUAAUCCAUAAUUUCAAAAAUUGGAGAGCACCCUUUUUUGAACUUAAACUCUCUUGAUGCAUAUCUUAGGACUGACUAAUUAUUAUGAAAUUGUACACAAUUUAUUUCAUAUAGUUUUGAACAAAUUCCCGGGGGAAUCUAAUCAAAUUUAAAGAAAUAAUGUAAGAACCCAUCUAAUUUACAUCAAUCAUGUAUUUUAUUAUAAAACCACUGCCACAAAAUACAAAUUUAAUAAAAUUAUUUUCAUAUAUGUAAUUCAUUUAUAGGAUAUAAUUUUUGUUUGUCAAUAAUAGAUUAGAAUUAAUAAAAUUGAUUUUUUAAUUAUUGAAAUACCAUUAACAGCUUCUAGUACUUUAUUUCUCCAAAACUGAUAACUUUUAAAACUUUUAAUAAAUUUUAAAAUAUGUCCUUUAAGGUAAAUGUUACAUAAUAUUUAUUAUUUUUAUGUGCCUAGAAUAUAACUACAAAUAAUAAUCAAUAUAAAAUAAAUUGUAUUGCAUUGAAUAUUUUUUCUAUUUUACUAACUUUAUAUCUAGUAAUAAUAUAUAUCCAAAAAAACAUCAAGUUCUACUGUAUGCUAUAAUAAAAUUAUUUUAUUGUUAAAAUAUAUAGAUUCUUUAUAUAAUUAUAUUUAUUUAUUUGUUUGUUUGUAAAUUACUGUUUAGAUUAUAUGUUUACUUUUUGACACAGGGCUAAGCCCGUGAAAUAAAAUAAUUGUGAUGACAGACAAAUGGCAGAUUGUUACUUCAUUUAUGUUAAUAAAAUUAUAUAUAAAAUCUAGUAAUUUAG